This is a messenger RNA of Strigops habroptila (Kakapo), 3656 nucleotides long. RefSeq names its product solute carrier family 29 member 4 (gene SLC29A4). Bases 204 to 1787 code for a protein of 527 amino acids. The transcript has 12 exons. Gene Ontology annotation, cellular component: plasma membrane. Gene Ontology annotation, molecular function: nucleoside transmembrane transporter activity; monoamine transmembrane transporter activity. The record is from RefSeq and is a predicted model, not a curated record. Lineage: Eukaryota; Metazoa; Chordata; Aves; Psittaciformes; Psittacidae. Gene Ontology annotation, biological process: nucleoside transmembrane transport.
UUCCUGCUGUUCUCCAUCACCUCUCGAGUGCCAGCAGCACUGAUUAACAAAGCUGGAAGGGCAAGAAAAAGCUGCAGCACAGAGGAUUCCUGGAGACCAUCCUAAUCCAGCGUCUCUGAGCCAAAUGAACCAGCAGCAUCUUAUUCCCCCCUGUGGGAUUAAUCAGUGCUCGACCAGGCUCCAGGCAAGCGAGGUUGCCCACGAUGGGCUCGGUGGGAUCCGAGCGCUUCAAGGAGCUGAGCCCAGCGGGAACGCCGGAGGGGAAUGUGGUGAUGAGCUUCAGCUUCGACAGUUACCAGCUGGAGGAGGACGAGCUGCAGCGGGGCAGCCAGGCCAAGGGCGUCCUCACCUUCAUGGAGCCGGUUUCAGAGGAUCCUGAGCCGCAGGAUCGAUACCAUGGGAUUUACUUCGCCAUGCUGCUGGCCGGGGUGGGAUUUCUCCUGCCGUACAACAGCUUUAUCACCGAUGUGGACUAUCUGCACCAUAAAUACCCAGGGACCUCCAUCGUCUUCGACAUGAGCCUCACCUACAUCCUGGUGGCCUUGGUGGCCGUCAUCCUCAACAACGCGCUGGUGGAGCUGCUGAGCUUGCACACCCGGAUCUCUGUGGGCUAUCUCUUUGCCCUGGGGCCACUGCUCUUUGUCAGCAUCUGCGAUGUCUGGCUGGAGCUCUUCAGCCGCAGGCAAGCCUAUGCCAUCAACCUGGUGGCUGUCGGGGUGGUGGCCUUUGGCUGCACAGUGCAGCAAUCCAGCUUCUACGGCUACACGGGGCUGCUGCCCAAGCGCUACACACAGGGAGUGAUGACGGGCGAGAGCACCGCUGGGGUCAUCAUCUCGCUCAGCCGUAUCUUCACCAAGCUGCUGCUGUCAGACGAGAAGGAGAACACGGUCAUCUUCUUCUUCAUCUCCAUCGGCAUGGAGCUGACGUGCUUCAUCCUCCACCUCCUGGUCAAGCGCACCCGUUUCGUCCGCUACUACACCUCCUGCUCCUGCAAGGGUCUCCCUGAGGAGCGGGGAACUGGUGACAAUGGGACGGGAUACCGUGUCCACCACGAUGUCACGGCGGAGGACAUCCGCUUCGAGAACAGGCAACGGGGGCAGCCGAGCCCCCCCCGGGGCAGCCCAGGCCACGAAGCUGAGCUGGCUGGAAGCGGCACCUACAUGCGCUUCGAUGUCCCUCGGCCCAAAAUCAAGAGGAGCUGGCCCAGCUUCAGAGACAUGCUGCUCUACCGCUACGUCGUGUCCCGGCUCAUCUGGGCCUACAUGCUGUCCAUCGCCAUGACCUACUUCAUCACACUGUGCCUCUUUCCCGGGCUGGAGUCAGAGAUCCACAACUGCACACUGGGCGAGUGGCUCCCCAUCCUCAUCAUGGCCAUCUUCAACCUCUCCGACUUCGUCGGCAAGAUCCUGGCCGCCCUGCCCUAUGACUGGAGAGGGACCCACCUCCUCGUCUACUCCUGCCUCCGCGUGGUCUUCAUCCCCCUCUUCAUCAUGUGCGUCUAUCCCAACGGAAGGCCCACUUUUGGCCACCCCGCCUGGCCCUGCAUCUUCUCCCUCCUCAUGGGCAUCACCAAUGGCUACUUCGGCAGCGUUCCCAUGAUCCUGGCUGCUGGCAAAGUGAGCCCGGAGCAGCGGGAGCUGGCAGGGAACACCAUGACCGUGUCCUACAUGACAGGCUUGACGCUGGGCUCGGCCGUGGCCUAUUUUGCCUACAGCCUCACCAGUACAUCCCACAGCAGCUGUUUCUACACCGAGACCUCCAACAGCUCCUUUACGUUGGGGUACUGAGCCCCACCGCAGGGUGAUGGGGACAAGAUGGGACCUGCUUCCCACCAUGGUCCCCAUCGCCCUGCCUGGCCCAUGUCCCUCCAUGGAGAGGGAGCCUGGAGCCAGAAAGCUGUCCCAAAGACAGGGACCAGAAUCCUGUUGGCAUGGGGUUGUGGCAUCCCGAAACAGCCUGUGCUGCCCGGACAGGCACUGCACAGGGCCACUUUUUAGGGUGACACUGCUCUUGGGGGGCUCCCCAUCUCUAGUGGAGGCAAGGAGGUGUCUCCUCUUGUUUGAGCCAAGCCAUUGCCAGGAAGAAGAAAAUACUGCCAAAUGCCAAAGGGAAUAGGACCAGCGCUGGGGAGGAGGGUGAUGGGAGAGCUGGUGAGGAAGAGGAGCAGCAUGAGAGGAAGGAAAAGCUCCUUCAGUCCCCAGUGGCUCUUAGGUGGGUGUCAGCCUUCAUUGAUGGUGCUGUAGGUUUUCACCAGUAGCUUGAAAUCACAAUCCCCCAACCCAGAUAUGCCAAUUGCUGUGUUAAAAACCCAACUCACUUCUGCUGGUUGGAAAAAAAUACCUUUUUUUUGGUUGUGUUUUGGUUUUGGCCCCCCCCAACUGUGAAAGAGGCAGGGUCUUGUCUUCCCCUGCACCACUGCAAUGGGGCAGAGGUGGGUCUCAAAGCCACAGCACUGCAGAUGCCACUGCUGAGCUUCAGGGUUUAGUGCAAGGGACAUAAGCGAAGCUGAUGCCAUAGCAAAUGUCUUUGCAAUGAUGCCCAAUUUGGCUGAGCUGGCCACCACACACAUGGUGAUGCCUGCUCCAGGCCUGUGGGGUCUUGGGGUGCCCCUUGUGCUGCUCCCCAUCUCCAGUGUCCCCUCUGUCACCUGGGGCAGCCGGACUUGCCACCAGGUCCCAUCGAACCCCUGCCAGCCUAAAAACCACUGCAGAAGGUGGCAGCAAGCAGGAAUGGGCUGAGCAGAGCCAAAAUCAUCUGGAGAAGGUGCCACCACCCGAGGCUGAUGCUUUUGGGACUGGCAGCACCUCUCUGUGCCAGGAUUCUGGUGCCACCUCCCAAGGAAGCAAAGCCCGAGGGCUGGGGGAAGCAGCGAGCACCAGGCUUGGCACCACCAGCACCGCAGGGUCUCGCUGUGCCAAGCGCCAACAGAAUGAGCAAAUCCAGCGUUUCAUCCUCAAAACAUCAUCCCUGCAGGGCUCAGGGUUCAGGAGUGUAGCCACAGGCCUCGCACCCCUCCUGCCCCACAGGACCUGUGUGUCAGGGUCCAUCCUGUCCAUCAGAGGGACCAUCAGACGGAGGGCGGUUUCCCUAAGGUGCCACUCAGCGCCUGGGUCAGGUCUUUACCCCGACCAGAGCUGAGCCACCGAGGGGAGGCAAAACCCGGCUGUUAGAAGUGAGACAAAGAAAAGAUGCUUCGUGGGGAAUGCUUUCGGUUGGUUUUUUUUUUUUUUUUUUCAAUUAAUUUUCUUUUUUUGUUUUUAUGAAAAAAGAUCACACGGAGUUCUCCAACAAACAGAAUGCCAAAAAAAUCGCUUUAAACGACGACGACGACAACAAAAAAACAUAAACCAAAAAAAAAAAAAAAAAAAGACAAAAACCUGGCUCUCCUUUCCUCUCGAUUGUCUGAAAUAUCCUUGUGUUCCAUAGAAGGCAGUGGGUUUUAAGUGCUUUCUAUUUAACAUUAGCAUAAAAUCUCUUUCUCUCUCUCUUGCGCGCGCGUUCUCUCUCGCUCUUUAAAAUAGGCUCACACGGUUUGCUUCUACAAGUACAGUACACGUUGAGCGGGGGGGGUGUAUGGGGGGGUGUGUGUGUGCCUGUUCCCAGAUCAUUUACAAUCACAAUCCAACAGGAAAUAAAAAAUAAGAUUCUAAAGGUCA